Molecule: messenger RNA, 1560 nt
Organism: Quercus robur (English oak)
Lineage: Eukaryota; Viridiplantae; Streptophyta; Magnoliopsida; Fagales; Fagaceae
Product: F-box protein 7
Exons: 11
Coding region: 226-1209 (327 amino acids)
Biological process (GO): SCF-dependent proteasomal ubiquitin-dependent protein catabolic process
Cellular component (GO): SCF ubiquitin ligase complex
Molecular function (GO): protein binding
Source: RefSeq, a predicted model, not a curated record
UACUGAGUCUGCUGACAAUCAUACGCAUCUAAAAGCCUCAGAAUGGGACCACCAGUGGACAGUUUCCUUCUUUGUAGUCGGUCUUCGGUAACUAUAAACGGUAUAAUAGCGUAGCGUAGUUUCUCGUCCAAUUUUCCUCUGUCACUUUCAUCCCAAUUUUCCCGAGAAAAUAUAGGGGCCUAAGCUUCCAUUGUCUCAGAGGAAAAACCCAUUUAUCCAUUCUCAAUGGCUUCAGAUUUUGCGUUAUCAGUUCCUCCUGAACUUGAAACAGCUUUGCGGUUGAAGACGGUUCAGUACUUUGUAACAAAAAGGCCUUGGCUUGAUCUCUAUGGAAUUAAUGUUAGGCCUGUUGCACCAUUCGGAAGUGUUAGUAGCAAACCAUAUGUUGAGUCAGCAUUACUACAUCGCUGUUUGCCCGAUGAACUUCUCUUUGAGGUCUUCGCAAGAAUGACUCCACAUGACUUAGGAAGGGCAUCUUGUGUUUGUCGGAAAUGGAGGUACACAAUUCGUAACCCUGUGUUUUGGCGCAAUGCAUGCUUGAAGGCUUGGCAGCUCUCUGGAGUGGUGGAAAAUUAUAAAAUUUUGCAGUCAAAAUAUGAGGGUUCAUGGAGGAAAAUGUGGCUUUUAAGACCAAGGGUCCGUACAGAUGGUAUUUAUGUGAGUAGGAAUACCUAUAUUCGUGCCGGAGUUGCAGAGUGGAAGGUCAACAAUCCAGUCCAUUUGGUAUGCUAUUUCCGUUACAUGAGAUUUUUUCCAUCUGGCAGAUUUCUCUACAAGAAUUCUUCGCAAAAGGUCAAAGAUGUGGCAAAAUGCAUGAACUUUCGAGCAUCUUCAACUGACUGUGUUUAUAAAGGCCAUUACACAUUGUCUGAUAACCAGGUUGAAGCUGCUGUUUUGUAUCCUGGCUUGCGUCCUACUGUGUUAAGAAUCCGCUUAAGGUUAAGAGGCACAACUGUUGGGGCUAACAAUCGGAUGGAUCUACUCUCACUUGUUACUAGUGGUGUGAAUGAUAGUGAGAUUAAUGACCCUGAUGAGGGCAUCCUUGGGGUGGUUGAAGGGUGGCAGGAUGAUGAAUCACACAACCCAGAUGUGCCUGCAGUCUCACACCGGAGGGGCAUGAUGCCUUUUGUCUUUGUUCCAUUUCAUGAGGUGGAAACUACAGUUCUGAAUCUGCCUGUGGAGAAGAUGGAUUAUUUUGUCCCUGGUUGAUUCAUCAAAAGACUGAGGAUCUUCCUUCUGUAAAUAAAUAAUUCAACCUAGGCAUUUUAGAUCACAUGGUUUUCCUGUAUUUUGUGUAUAAAUAGCAAUGGAGUCAAGAAGCAACUUGAUACAUGUCAUUUUACUGUUGUGUGCUGGCAAUGGUGGACUUGUCUGGAUUCUUUUCACUUAAUAUGGCAUAGGUUUCAGUGUGUUCAACUUCAAUCCUGUUUCCUCCGGUGUUUUUGUUGUGUGAGGGCAUCAUAUGUAUUAAAUGACAACUUGAAUAUUGAACUCAGAAAUACUGUAAUCCGUUAUGACUGUUUUUGGAUUUACAUGUUACGUAAGUGAUUAUUAAUUUUA